This is a messenger RNA of Nematocida parisii ERTm1, 1820 nucleotides long. RefSeq lists its product as uncharacterized. Lineage: Eukaryota; Fungi; Microsporidia. The record is from RefSeq and is a predicted model, not a curated record. The transcript has a single exon. The coding region runs from base 1 to 1605 and encodes 534 amino acids.
AUGCCUAAAACUAAAUUAAACCAUAUAAAAAUAGUUACUUCUAUUCUGGCUGCACUUUGUUAUAUCAGCAUAAAAACAGAAUAUCUCUAUACAAAGCUUAAAUAUAUUAUAAUAUAUCAUAAUACUUUAUUUAUAAGAUGGAAUGUGCCAUACACUGGCUCUGCUGCAAAUAAACAUACGUUUUUAGUAAUAUUACUGCUAUUUGGUGUGUUCUAUUGGUUUCCGUUAUUUUCAUCUAUUUCUAUAUUUGAAAAAUUUAAAGAAGGAUUUUCUCUAAUGGAGCAUAUAUAUAAAGAGAAGUAUAAAAUGUUUACAACACUGCUGGCUUUGGCCAACGGGGUCGACUGUGGGAAAAAUAAAAUUUCAUCGCUGUUGAUUAGAUGGAACAGAGAUGCUUGCAUGAGUUCAUUAUUCCAGGCAAAGAGAUAUGACGAGCUGUAUAGCUGUGUGUUCAAUCAAUUGAAAUCGGGUUCAAAUUUUUAUAAACGGAUACUUGCAGGAAUAGCAGGGUGUAUACAAAACAAAGACAUAAAGAGCGCCUUUAUCAUAGCCAGAGAAAACAUAACAGAUAAGGCUCCAUAUCCUUGCAUAAUACUUUCUAUGAUUAUAGAGGGACACAUGUACUUAAACGAGAACAAUAUAUAUAAAGCCAAACCCUGGGUAGAAAAAGCAUUGGAGUGCCUUGAAAAACAGUUUAGCUAUGGGCUCUUCAUUCUUAUUUAUACAGUGCAAAAGGAAGUGCUAUUUGAAGAGGAGGAGGGUGCUCUGUUUAAGUCGCUUUCUGUUAUUAAUUUGAAUAAUCCAAAGUACUUUGAAGUAAUUGAGGAUAUUAAGGACAUAAAAAAGCUAGAAGAAUUUUUGGCAUCAAAAAACCUCCCGCACUCUACAUUGAGGCGGCUUUAUAUUCUGAAGAACCCGCUUUUAAACAAAAAAGAUUUAUUAAAAUACUUUGAAGAGGUACCUAAAGAUAAAGAGUGUCUGAAAUAUGUACUGGAGAGAAGAAUCUGCAAAGAAUUGAUACCACUUGCAGAAAAACUGGGAAUAUUCUGCGGAGAUGUAAAGGAUAAGCAGGAAGAAAAGCAGUGGAUGGCUCCAUUCAGGGCCCUUCCUGCUGAAAAGACUCAAAGUAAAGCUACAAUUAGGAAGAUACAGCAAAUGUCCCGAAAAAAACUUGCAAAAGUGAUAUACAAGUCUGGUUUAUAUAAUAAAGUGCGAAUACCAGCAAGUUUUGGCAUACCUCACGAUUUUUCUGAGGAAGAUGAUGAUGAACAAGAAGAUGAGGAAAUGGUGUUAAAUGAAUAUUAUGAAGAUGUUUUGCUGGAUAACUUACCGCAGCCGGAAAGCACCUUGCGCGUGCCUGUGGAGCAAUAUGAAGAAUUACCAGUAGACAAUAAAGAUGAUGUUCACCUAGAAGACAAUGAAUUAAAUACUCACAGUUCGCGUGCAUCUCCUAUAAAUGGUUCUAUAGAGAAAUCCACUCAGGACAUAUCAGAAAAAGAAUCCAUAAAAAACCCUGAGGAUGCCUCUAAUGCUAAGCAGGAUAAUUAUAAGGAGUGUUUAGAUCAUUUAGACAGUGACUCUCUAGAUUUGGAUACGGACAAAUAAUAAUACAUCUUGGCAAAAUACAUUUAUAUAGAAAAUACAUUACUUCUCUUUCUAUUUUUAUAUAAUCCAAAAUAAUAACAGAAAACACAAAAAGAUGACUCAUUCUUUGUAGUAGAAAGAGUUAAUAGUUGUAUUUAAAUUAUAAAACAAUAGAAAUCCUAGAGGAGGUGAUCUUUCUUUUUAUAGCCCAACAUACACAUCAAUAAAAAUAUAUA